AUGAUGAUGAUGAUGUCCGGAGGGUCAACACCUAGAGAAGCACCUCAGACAGGACAGGGAGACAGGCGCCUGUCCCUGGCAGAGCCACUGCCAGCCCAAGGCCGUUCUGCCCUGCACGCUUACUCCGAGCUGCCUGGGAGUAGCGCGCAAGAUGGCGGCGCCCAAGCGCUGAACGAGGGGAGGAAGAUGCUGCUGGCGCUGCUGCGCGGAGGCGGCGCGGCGCUGCGCGUGGGGAGCCGCCUCGGCUUGGAUGUGGCGGCGGCGAGUAUGAGCCCCCUCCUUCAAACAGCCAGAGACUAUGCCAGGCCUGUCCGGAAAAAGAAGCAAGGAAUCCCCAGCCAUUUGGAUGACCUACCUCCUACAAUGCUGAAGAAAGAUUAUGCCAAUCUCCCAGUUGUAGACAAGUUGGACGAUGUUGUAAGAAGGAUGUUGUCUCUGGAAAUGGCAAGCCAGAAGGAGAAAGUGAAAAUAAAGAGAGAGCAGCUGGCAGACAAAGUCCGGAGUACCCCAAAUGAUACCGGAUCCUUUGAGGUUCAAGUUGCACACUUGACAGCCAGGAUCCGCACACUCCGGGAGCAUCUGCAUAUACAUCCCAAGGACAAGUCUAACAAACGCUGCAUGCUGAUGACCAUAGACCGGCGGAGGAUGCUGCUGAAGAACUUGCGCAAUAGCCGCUAUGACGUGUUUGAGAACACCUGCAAGCAGCUGGGCAUUGAAUAUGAUCCUCCCCCACAGUAUCGCCGCAGAGCCACCAAGCGCUGGAUUGCCAAGAAAGCCUUGUGCAUCCGGGUCUUCCAAGAGGCGCAGAAGCUGAAAGCCCCGGAGAGACUGAGGCAGAGGCAAGAGUGGCAACAGAGAGCUUUAGCAGCAAAAGAGCAGGCGCUACAGAAUGAAGGGACCCCAGUAUAAGCAGAACCCGCCCCCUGUGCCAUGGGGGCGGAGCUCAUUUUGAGCAACAGUUCCUGACAAUAAUAGUCAAUAAAUUCUUUUAACUAUCA
Messenger RNA from Elgaria multicarinata webbii, 998 nucleotides. It is a transcript of the gene MRPS15, whose product is annotated as mitochondrial ribosomal protein S15. Bases 1 to 909 code for a protein of 302 amino acids. Gene Ontology annotation, cellular component: ribosome; mitochondrial small ribosomal subunit. Gene Ontology annotation, biological process: mitochondrial translation. The transcript is spliced from 9 exons. The record is from RefSeq and is a predicted model, not a curated record. Lineage: Eukaryota; Metazoa; Chordata; Lepidosauria; Squamata; Anguidae. Gene Ontology annotation, molecular function: structural constituent of ribosome; RNA binding.